Molecule: messenger RNA, 3256 nt
Organism: Centruroides sculpturatus (bark scorpion)
Lineage: Eukaryota; Metazoa; Arthropoda; Arachnida; Scorpiones; Buthidae
Product: transcription factor Sox-8-like
Exons: 5
Coding region: 162-3041 (959 amino acids)
Biological process (GO): regulation of transcription by RNA polymerase II
Cellular component (GO): nucleus
Molecular function (GO): RNA polymerase II cis-regulatory region sequence-specific DNA binding; DNA-binding transcription factor activity, RNA polymerase II-specific
Source: RefSeq, a predicted model, not a curated record
UAACAUUUGUUAUUUAUCUCGUGACGAUAACCGAAGAUAUUAUUUAUGUUCUGUCUUUCGUCUGUUGUCUUUUAUCAACACAAAAAACUGUUUGAAGAUGUUUAAAUGGAUAUGUGUGUGGAGUGUAGAUAAAAAAAAAAAUAUAUAUUGAAAUAAACUAAAUGAGUUUUAUAUCGUUUCCCGGUUGUUUUGAACUUCUUUUAAUCAAAAAAACAUUUUUAAAACACGGAAACAAUAUUCUUUACCUGUUUUCGGGGAAGAAAUUGAUCUCUAAUGUUGCAUUCAUAAUCGCGUGUAACUCUCCUGGCAAAUGCCAAGUGGCCUGUGCGUAUGUUGUUUCGUUGUACGUACCAAAGACGUGUUUUGUUGACAACAAUCACCAUGGUUAUGCUGUUUGUCACGUGAUAAAGCUCGACCAUAAAGAUAACGUGAUCAAUGUAGCAAUAUUAAAGGAUAUGGACCGAAUUUCUGGUCCAUAUCAUUUUUUUUACUUAUAUCUACACUUUUUCCUCGUCUCUUCUUUACAACCAAUGUGUCCUUCAGAAAGGUAUGCUAGCUGGACAGACUGGUGCCUGGCGCAGAUAAAACGGAGUUUAGAAAAUCGAUAUCUUACAGUAAAUGAUGUAAUUAUGCCCAACAGUGAAUGUAUUUCUGAGAACGUUCGCUACCAGUUUUCCAUUCGUAUAAAUGCUGACUACGAUCGGUUAGUUCGAGGAAAAGAGAAAUGGUUUGCUCAGCACAUCACUCGUCGUUUAUCAAACGUGUUAAAAGUGCCAAAUUCGUGUAUAGAAAAUUUAACGAUUACGAAAGGGAGUAUUUUCGUGAAUUUUACCGCUUCCUUCGCUUCUUGGUUAUCCAAUUCGACGAAGUACGAAGGCAUUGAGAGGUUUCUAGAUAAGAGAAAUGCGCCAUUAUUUACUAAAACUGAUAUAAAAUUACCUGUAAAUGUGAAUGUAAACGUUACAAAUGGCCUUAUUUUAAAAAAUGACGUUUUUAACAUUACAAAGAUAGAAGAUAGUUUUGAUAGAAGAACGAAGGGUGGUGAAGAUCUUAAAUAUACAAGCACGAUACCUUCAGUAAGGUUAUCUAUAACGGGUAAGAGACAAUUUAUCUCAAAUACGAACAAAAAUAAAACAAUAGCGUCAUUUAAUGAUUCAUUUAUCGCCAAAUCUGAUUUGUAUAAAGCAGCAACAACACUUCCUUCAUCGAAAUUCGGUGAAAGCCGCUAUAGUAUUGUAAAUAAUUACACAAAAAAUACAUCAGGAAAGGAUCUUUCUACUCUAAACAAAAAGUUUAUUUAUACCUCGAAUAAUUCUGGUUAUUUUAUUAAAGAUAAGUCACAUAGUCAGCCUAUCUUUUAUAACAAUAAUAGUGUUGUAACGUCUUCAUUGGACAAUACCGGCGCUGAGUUUCCAGCUUUAAACAAUGUCAUACAAGGCACGAAUGUUAAGGUGACAACAUCAAUGCCUGAAAGAUACGUCACAGAAUCUAAUCUGACAGAAAGAUUCUAUAAUAAUGUAAAUAACAGUUCAUCAAUUACUGUAAAUGUCGAUGAUUUAAGUUCCUAUGUUACAGUGGAUGACAGACUUAACACUAGCACUAUAAUUAAUUCAAUUAUAAAUUUAGAUAAUGAGUCUGAUUUAGUGUACUUUACUAACGAUACUAUAGGAAAUUGGACAUAUUUGGAUGAUUCCUUUACUGUUAGUAGUGGUAUGGAUAGAAAUUUUACGAGUUAUUACGAUAAUUUAACACGGUCUUCGAAUAUACAAGACUCAUUCCGUGACUACAAUAUAACAAAAGGUAGUAAUAGUUCAAAAAUUAAUGAGUUGUUCACUACAGAAUUCACGUUAGUGAAAGAUGAUAGAGUUUAUGUGGACGAUUCGAUUGUGAAUUAUACAGAAUUAGUUGAAAAUCGAACAGAUUUUCAAGAGAAUAAUUUAGUUUUUGAUGUAAGUAUCGAAAACAUAACGGCAUUUGUUCCAUUUAAAAACUUAACACGCGAUGAGGAUAACGUUGCAACUUUGGUGUGGUAUGAUGUAACGAAUGAAACAACUAACUCAUCUAAUUAUCCUCCCUUUGAUAAAUCUGAGAUUCAAAAUUCAUCAUCAUCAUCAUCAUCAUCAUCAUCAUCGCAAUUAUCUAUUAAUCCUUUAUUCCCAAAUGACACCACACUUUCCUUUAGCACUUCUAUGCCCGACAGCACAACCUCCCUUACAAAUAUAAAUGAGACGUCUUCAUUAGAUAAUGGGCACGAAACUUUCAACUUCACUGUUGAAUCUGUGAAUAAUUCAACUACAUCUCUACCUUACACCACAUCUAUAACUAAUUAUCCUACGUUAAGUGAUACUUUUCCCGCUUAUGACGAUGAAACUUUAUCUUCUGACGAAGCAAACGAUCAGUUUACAACAUCCUCCUCCAUCGGUACUCAACUGAAUGAAACGAUUUCUCCAAAUUUACUUAACUAUUCACCCUUCAACAACGAGCAGAAUGCAACACAAUAUUCACUUAAUUUCACAUUAAACAGCACUUUUCCCACCGAUAAAGAGAGUAGCACGCAUGAAAUCCGCACCUCCUUGCACCUAUCUGAUGAUCCUAUUGAAACAUCUUACUCGAUGAACUCGUCUACUACGUUUAACAGCACCUACACAUCAGAGAUAAGCGAGAUUUUCUUGUCUGGUGAAAUGAAUGAUACUUUAAAUUCGUAUUAUAAUGAUUCUUCAUCAUCGGAGGAUUCAUCUACGUCAUCUUUUUCAUAUUCAUCAGCCGUGUAUAGUGUGAAUGUUAUGUUAAAUCAUAGUGGAAACGGAAUUGACGAUCAAAUAUCGACCUUGCCAGAAACUGAUUCAAAUACUUCGUCCUCUACUUCACUGGUAGAGGAAGACAGAAAUAGAGACAAUAGAAUGUCGAAAACAACAAUUGAUCCAGGAAAAACUGCAGAAAAUUCAACUCAACGGGAGGAACCAAGUACUGGUAAACACCCCUUCCACUAUUAUACUAUGGAAGAUUCAGGUAAGGGAGUAUGUAUAUACGUAAAAAUAUGAAUUAAUUAUGUGUAUGUGUUCUGUUAAAGAGUUACGAGAGCGAUUAUCAUAAUCAUAAGCUCCUUCAUCAUAUAGUGUGAAUGUGGAUGAAUGGCCUCCUAAAUCUAAUUUUCUUUCACGAUUAUCUAAAUUAAUCAAAUGACAUUUCUAAUUAUUAAUAUUAAUACAGAAUGGCAUCCUAAUUGCUUAUAUUUAGACCGAAUUCGUUAGUUUAA